AUGGUGCCCGCCAAUGACCAGGUGUUUUCCCGGCGCAAUCACCAGAUUCAAGAUGCUAUUGACGGGCAGAAUCUGAAGCAAGCCUUGCAGCUCAUUGAGAAGCGCAUGAAGAAGGGCGAGGAUACUCGUUUUCUAAAGGCAUGGAAAGCACAAAUCCUCCUCAGACAUGCGGAUGAAACCCAUCGCCAGCGCGGUACUACCGAGACACUCGAGUUAUGCAAUGCGGAGCCAGCUAUCACCGAAAUAGAAACUCUAGAAAUUCUCUUCGAAUCGCUUCAAAGAUUGGAAGGAUAUCGGGAUGUCAGGAAUAGUCUUCGGGAAAGGGCAGCGAAAGCGAGCCCUCGCGACUUGAACCUUCAGACGAAAUGGUUCAACUUUGCCUAUGAAAAUUCCGAUUGGAAGUCGGCGCAGAAGUGGUGGAUUUCUCGUCAGGCCGCUAUGAGUCUCCAAAAGAACUUCCCUAAGAACCGGGCAUAUUAUUUCUGGGCCAUAUUUUUGACGCAUAUGGUGGCAGUCGACGAUGAAAGCUCCGAGGCGGAAAAGAAGCUAUUCGGAACCUUAUCAUACCGCAUGAUUUCCAAGGCGGGGGCUGAUGUUCCUGUUGAGCCGACAGAUCUCCUGAGCCAGCCUAGAGCUAUUCAAAAGCCGGAAGAGCUUCGUCUGCUCAUUGAAAUCCUGACAUCACAGGGUCGCCAUGAGGAAGCCUUGCAAAUACUAGACAGUGAAAACCUCGGAAUUCAUUCCCGAAUCGUUCGGGGCGACUCGACGUUCAUCGGUCUCAAGAUGGCCAGUUUUGCGAGUGCAGGCAAUAUGUGGGAUGAGGCAUUUACUUUCGUCCAAAGCCUUUUGACGGUUCCCAGCGAAGAUGAACGUGGCCGGAAACAGUUGUUGGAGCUUGACGACUGGAAUCUAUGGAACUUGUUGUACGAGGCAACCUCAAACUCGACAAGACCUGGAAUCGUCAAAGAGGCAUUAAAACUGGUCGAUCAGUUCCUCGAGUUCGCACCUAAAUCUCGAAAUGCUUGUUUAGUUCGUGUUGAUAUUGUCAACUGUGGUUUGGAAAAGAGCGGCGAGGACGGGCUUGCUGUUUGCCGGCACUUCAUCGAUAACCAUAUCCAUAAGCUCUAUGCCUUCCAAGACGUUCGAAAGCUUGUAGGACAGGACAGAGAGGGCAUGGAGAAGAUGCUCAAAUAUAUCCGAGACAACAAGGAAGGGGGCAAGACACUAGUACCCGAAAUAAACGCUCUAAAACUGGAAUAUUGUCUGUGUAUAUCAGCCCCCGAAAACGCAUCAAAGAAAACCAUCGAGGAAUUUGUUGCGCGAUGCAUGAAACUCUAUGAUAGCUCUCGCCAAACCAAAACGGAAUCGACAGACAACAACUCUGCCACAAUCGAGAGCCAGCCUAGAGAUGACUUGUGCCUUCUCGCAGCUAUGGCCAUCCUACAGUCAGAAAGCACCGAACAAAACCAGGCUCGUGUUCCCGAGACGGCUCUUAUUCGGGCCUCUGGGAUAUUAGAGCAUCUAAUUCAAAGCUCACCACACAAUUAUCCUGCCCAGCUCUUCCUGCUCCGAAUUUACUCUCUUCUUGGGGCAGGCUCCAUGGCAUUGAGCAUGUUCAGUAAAAUGUCCAUCAAACACAUGCAAUACGAAUCCGUUGCUCAUAAUUUCUUCACCCGUCUUGCAAGCAUCCACCCUCAUUCUGCUCCUCCCAUUGAAGGCGCAGAGUACAAGGAUUUUGACCCGCAAUCAGCAUUGGUCGCAGGUCUCAAGUUUUACCGUGGCGCCGAAAUUUCCACAUCGAGAUACCGAACAAGUGGCCUGAACCAGGGCGCAUAUGUGCAUACCAAAGAGCUUGUUGAGCUUGGGCGCCGUUUGUCUAAGAGCAUCUGCCGCAGAAUGUAUGCCUUGGACGUUCGUCGCGCACAACGGCUGGUUGGAGGGGACUCCACCGUAAUGUGGGAUAAAAUUGCUCGCGAUACCUCUCCAGCUGCGGAUCAACGUGACUCAUCGGUUUACAUGAACUGCGAGUUCCCUGGCAAACCUGAUUUCGAAGAGCGGCUACGAGUAGGCCCAAAGCCGAUGACAAACUGGUUGGCCGCAGCCCAGGUCACAGACCAACUGUUUAGCGUGUUGAAAGGAGUCGCCGUGCAGCGGCCGUUAACCCCUGAGAUGGAUCUGACCGCGGCCAGCACACCCUCUGAUACCGCAGCGGAUCAAACACCUAUCGAGAAAGAAAUAGCUUUGAUUAACUGGGAGCUACUCAAGGUAGCAACCUUCAUGGCGGGCUCGAAGGCUACUUCGUCCGAGGAGGCUGACAAUGCACUCGGCAAGUUGGAGGAUUGGCUGAACUUGAAAAAGAGUGACCUUACCCUUGAUGAGAAGAAGCUGGUCCUACUUGGAGAUAUCUGCAUUUCCGUUUUUACGAUUCUCGAGUCUCUCAAGGCAGCAUCGCAGCUGACUUCUCUGGCCUCUCGGAAGGUAUCCAAGACAGUCAAGUUGCCCAAGGAGCGCGUUGAGCGAUUAUCUGCUCUCGUACCUGAAGUGUUUGAACUGAUUCGCGCUAACACGCGCUCUCUGAAGUCGCAUAUUCUUGCGCCGGGCCUGCUUGGAUUGUUGGUAGACUCGAUUUUGUAUGGGAAUGAGUCUGGCAAGUAUGAUCAGGAGCUACAGGAUACCCUCGAUAAGGGCUUGGACAUGUCUAGUCUUGAAAUUUCCUGUCACACAUUGAUGGAGAGCUGGUCAUCCGCGCUCGAAGGUGUGAUGGCGGUCAAGUUGUGA
Penicillium cosmopolitanum is the source of this 2778-nucleotide messenger RNA. Its product is annotated as MDM20/NAA25 family protein. Gene Ontology annotation, molecular function: protein-N-terminal amino-acid acetyltransferase activity. The record is from RefSeq and is a predicted model, not a curated record. Bases 1 to 2778 code for a protein of 925 amino acids. Lineage: Eukaryota; Fungi; Ascomycota; Eurotiomycetes; Eurotiales; Aspergillaceae. The transcript is spliced from 9 exons. Gene Ontology annotation, biological process: N-terminal peptidyl-methionine acetylation. Gene Ontology annotation, cellular component: cytoplasm; NatB complex.